UGAAUGCUAAACAGUAAAGUCUUUAGCUGCAGCCUUUUCACUCCACAAAAUCUUCCCUGCAGAUUUCCUCCCCACUCCACCCUCACUUCAAAAAUUCCCAACUUUUUUUUUUUUUUCAAUUUUCAGAUAUAUAGAGAUGUUAUAAUUUCCAAUUUCCUUAUCUUUUUUUCUUUAUUUAUACACAGCUUAUUGGCAGUGAACAGUUAGGAGAAAUUAUGCUGGACUAUGAAUGGGAAACUGGCGGCGAGGAAACCACCCAAGAAACUGACCAAAACGAUCAAUUUUUUGACCCUUUUGUCAACCCUCUUGCCCAUUUUUCACCUAUAAGAAACCACCUCGACCAACAACAACAACAACAAAUACAAAAUCAUCAAUUUCCCCAAUUUCAAACAACUCCAAAUAACAACCAUUUUAGCUCCUUGUACAACCCACACACUUAUGAUGUUCCCUACUCUCAAACACAUCAUACAUCCAUGCUUUCUCUACAACCUACCGGUUCGACCGGGUUCAAUACGGUUUUACCAAAAAGCGAACUCCAGUUUAUGGGUGGUAUUGAUUUCACUAAUACUAGUAGGAUUGGGUUGAAUUUGGGCGGAAGAACUUAUUUUGCAUCGUCGGAAGACGAUUUCGUGAACCGACUUUUCCGACGGACUAGGGCGGUGGAGGCCGGUUCGCCGAAGUGCCAAGCUGACGGCUGCAACGCUGAUCUCACUCAUGCAAAGCACUACCACCGACGACAUAAAGUGUGUGAGUUUCACUCAAAAGCUGCCACCGUUAUUGCCGCCGGUGUGACUCAGCGCUUCUGCCAACAAUGCAGCAGGUUCCAUGAUCUGUCAAAAUUCGAUAAUGGUAAAAGAAGUUGCCGGAAAAGAUUGGCAGAUCACAACCGGAGAAGGAGGAAGAAUCAGCAAGUAAUCAACAAGAAACAGCCUCAACUUGGCAGCGCCCUGAAUUCAUUAUCCGACAAGCUUAAUUCAAAGUCUCCAGCUGAAUCAGGAGCACAUUCAUCAACAGUGACAGUGGCCAUAUCACCACCAAGUAAUUCAAUGGAUUGUUUUAGGCAAAGAGCAUAUCAGCUAGCUGCCAGUGGCGGAGCCACUCGUUGGCAAGGGGAGUCAAUUGACACUCAUUCGUCGGAAAAUUAUACCGCGUAAAUAGGGAUAAUUCUGGCUUUGCCACUACUAGCUGCAGCUGCAACAAUACCAACUUCCUCAACAUCAACAAGCUCACUCUUCUUCUCAAUUGGGUGACCGCAAAUUAAUCUAUUUUCUUUUGAACUUCUCAUAAUUUCAAGCUUGCUUUAAUGGCCACAACAAUCUAGUACUACCAUGCAUCUACAAAAUUACAUACU
This is a messenger RNA of Nicotiana tabacum (common tobacco), 1351 nucleotides long. Its product is annotated as squamosa promoter-binding-like protein 8. The record is from RefSeq and is a predicted model, not a curated record. Gene Ontology annotation, cellular component: nucleus. NCBI's taxonomy places the organism in Eukaryota, Viridiplantae, Streptophyta, Magnoliopsida, Solanales, Solanaceae. Gene Ontology annotation, molecular function: DNA binding.